Diospyros lotus (date-plum) is the source of this 2594-nucleotide messenger RNA. Its product is annotated as H/ACA ribonucleoprotein complex non-core subunit NAF1-like. Lineage: Eukaryota; Viridiplantae; Streptophyta; Magnoliopsida; Ericales; Ebenaceae. Gene Ontology annotation, molecular function: RNA binding. The record is from RefSeq and is a predicted model, not a curated record. Gene Ontology annotation, biological process: box H/ACA snoRNP assembly; ribosome biogenesis; pseudouridine synthesis. The transcript has 3 exons. Bases 132 to 2354 code for a protein of 740 amino acids. Gene Ontology annotation, cellular component: sno(s)RNA-containing ribonucleoprotein complex.
UUUAAGAGGCAUAAACUUUGCCCAAACAAAGCCUCCAAUUUUCAAGCUCCACCACGUAUAUAAACACCCUAGCCCCUUCUGUUGCAGAGCCAUGACGUUUUCGAGCAAAACCCUAAUCUUAUUCCCUGGAGAUGGUGGGCGUUUUGGGCGAUCCCACCGUUGAAGAGGAGGACCUCUCCCAGCAAGCUCCGAAGCUCAAGAACUCGGAUGAUUCAUUUCCGCGUGGACACUCUGUAUCUGAUCUCGACGAUUUCUCUCUGUCUUUCGUCGAUUCGUUCCUUGAUUUCGACUCCAUAAGGGAUUGGACUGAAGAAAACUCGGUUCUUGAUAUGGCUGAUCUGAAGAGUGAUCAAGACAAUGCUGCUUCGGUGAUGAUGGAAGGCCUGACUGGAAAGCCGGGUGUUGAUGUGGCUGGUCCAAAGAUUGAGCAGGAAAAUGGUGGUUAUAGGAAUCCGAAAUUGGACGAAUUGGGUUGUUCGAUUGAGGAGGAGAUAAGAAAGGUUUGUUUGGAUGGUUCUGCGGGGGCAGAUGCCAGUGAGCCGAAGAGUGAUGGAGUUGGUGCAGUGAAUGAUCAAACAGAUGGUGUAAAGAAUGGCGAAGCAGCAAGUGUUGAUGGCAGUGGCUUGAAGAGCAGUGAGACUUUGGUUGCCAGGGAAAGUGUUAGGAAUGGUGGUGAAAAGAGUGAUGAAACAGAGAGUGAUGGCGAUGACGAAAGCGAUAGUAGUUCGGGUUCAGAGAGCGAAAGUUCUUCCUCGUCAUCGUCUUCAUCAAGUGGUGAAGAGGAAGAGGACCAGGAGGAUGAGGCCGUGAAUGAGUUGGAGGGAGAGAUGGACUUGGAAGAAGGUGAGAUAAGAGAAUCUGAUGUGGAAAAGAUGGUGCCUUGGAGUGAUAAUGAGGAUGAAGAGGAUGACGGUGCUCCAAAAGGGCCUGUUAGAUCAAAAAAUGAGCUGAAGUUUCUUCCUCCAGUUCCUACAGUGAAUGUGUCCUUACUACCACACCACCAGACCGUGCCAGUAGGAGUUGUUUCAUCGGUCAUUGGUCCACAGGUCAUUGUGGAAGGUUUAGAGAAGCAUAAGCCUCUUAAUGAGGGUUCUAUCCUUUGGAUAACAGAAAGCAGAUCCCCACUAGGGCUUGUGGAUGAAAUUUUUGGUCCUGUCAAGUACCCUUACUACAUAGCAAGAUACAAUUCAGAAAAUGAAGUCCCUGCAGGAGUCCGACAAGGCACUUCAAUAUCAUUUGUUCCAGAAUUUGCAAAUCAUGUCUUAAAUGACCGCAACCUUUACAUGAAAGGAUAUGAUGCAUCUGGUGAACACGACGAAGAGUUGUCAGAUGAACUAGAGUUCUCAGAUGAUGAAAAAGAGGCUGAAUACAGGAGAAUGCUGAAGAUGUCAAAGAGAGGCACAAACGAUCCAAAACUUGCAACUAAGAAGAAAGGUAGGAAGACAUUUAAAAAUCGUGGUGGGACAUGGCAAAGCGGUCGACCUUCAACUCCACAAACAGAAGAGGGGGUGUAUGAGCUACCACCGAACCAGCAUCGGGAGAGCAACUCACCUCUAGCGGGAUCAGUGGAUCACGGCAACCGGUCAAACUCCUUUGGCAUGGGCCAAAGUUUUGCUGGCGCCCCUGGCUUGGUUCCACAAUUCCCACAACUGGUUCAAGUGCCUGGAUUUAUUCCACCACCUAGUGAAGUUUGGGCAAAAGGAAUGCCAUUUGAGCAGCAGCAGAGUAUGGCUUUUGGUAAUGGACUUCCAACUAAUGGUAUGCCAUGGCUGCAGCAAAAUCAUCAUCAGCAAUCGUAUCAGAUGUCUCUGCCAAAUGGAAUGCCAAUCCAGCAGCAGUUUGUUCCUAGUCAGGGGUUGCCUUCUAAUGUUCUAAUGGGUGGACCAUCAGCCUUCUGUGCAGGACCUGUAUUUCCGCCAUGGUCUGGUGGCUUAGGUCAAAACAUCAACCCACCGUUGGGGAUGGGCAUGCAAUUCCAACCGGCUCCCAUGUCCAUCAUGAAUAUGGGAGAACAGCAGCCGCCUCUUAUCUCCGGCAACAUGGAAGCUUCUCAGACAUUUAAUCAUGGUAUGCGUACUGGGAACGUGGGAGAACAACAGCGUCCUCUUUUCUCUGGCAACCUGGAAGCACAUCCGAAGUUUGAUCAGACGAUGCAUCAGGGUCACGGUAUAUACACCGUGAAUGUGGGAGAACAACCGAGUCCUCUUAUCUCCGGCAACCUAGAGGCUCCUCAGAAAUUUAAUCCUGGGAUGCAUCGGGGUCGCGGCAGGAGACCUUAUAACAGAGGCGGUGGACGUGGUCGGGGUCGGGGUGGUGGUCGCUUUGGAGGUGGAAGUGGGCGGCAGCAAUCUUAGUGAUGUCCGGGGAUAUGUUUUGCUUAAAUUCUCUUAAUGGAUAUGACAUUCUCGUGUGUUUUCCCUCAAUGUACCUGGUUAUGUAGUUGUAGAGAGCAAGUCAUGUCUCUUUUGGGGGAGAGGGAAGAAUUUUGGAAUUUCACUUUUAAAGGCAGCAUUUUGACAUGGGACUCUUUUUCAGGUGCUAGGCAUUCCAUGAGCAAUGUCGAAAUCAAUUCUGAGUUUUUUUGUUCUCUUUUA